Molecule: messenger RNA, 222 nt
Organism: Danaus chrysippus (African queen)
Lineage: Eukaryota; Metazoa; Arthropoda; Insecta; Lepidoptera; Nymphalidae
Source: the annotation of a GenBank genome assembly
AUGGCGAAGUCAAAGAACCACACAAAUCACAAUCAAAACCGCAAGGCUCACCGUAAUGGUAUCAAAAAACCGAAGAAGUUCAGACACGAAUCUACUCUCGGUAUGGACCCUAAAUUCUUAAGAAACCAGAGGUUUUGCAAAAAGGGUAAUUUGAAGCCAGCCAAGCAGUUAAUACGCGCUGCAGAGAGGAAAGCUGCAAGGGAAGCUAAAUCUAAGAAAUGA